This is a messenger RNA of Cornus florida, 2952 nucleotides long. RefSeq names its product putative leucine-rich repeat receptor-like serine/threonine-protein kinase At2g24130. Gene Ontology annotation, biological process: protein phosphorylation. The record is from RefSeq and is a predicted model, not a curated record. Bases 1 to 2952 code for a protein of 983 amino acids. Lineage: Eukaryota; Viridiplantae; Streptophyta; Magnoliopsida; Cornales; Cornaceae. The transcript has 2 exons. Gene Ontology annotation, molecular function: protein binding; ATP binding; protein kinase activity.
AUGGGUUUCUGUAAGUUUUCCAAAUUUAGUUUUCUCUUCUUGAUUAUAGUACUACUCAUGGUGUCUGGCCAAGACACUGCGGCUAGCAUUUCGAGUGAUCAAUCUUCACUUCUUUCAUUCAUGUCGGGGAUUGUUUCUGACCUUCAAUAUGCUCUCAAAAAUUGGAAUUCGUCGAGUGUUCAUGUAUGCAACUGGUCUGGUGUUGGAUGCAAUGUGGAUAGAGAUCGAGUGGUGGAGCUCGAUCUUAGUGGCUAUUCGCUUCGAGGCACCAUUUCACCGGCACUCUCCAAUCUGUCUUACUUGGCCAUUCUUGACUUGUCAGGUAAUUUCUUUGAAGGUCAUAUUCCUGCUGAGCUCGGAUUGCUUUCCGGGCUCAAACAGCUAAGUUUGUCUUCUAAUCUUCUUCGAGGGAACAUCCCCACACAAUUUGGUUUUCUUCACAAAUUGGUGUAUCUUAAUUUGGGAAGCAACCAACUCACCGGUGAAAUACCCGUGCCACUUUUCUGCAAUGGCUCUGCUUCUUUGCAGUAUAUAGACCUUUCUAACAACUCCCUUAGUGGGAAAAUACCUUUGAGCAAUCAAUGUGAGCUUAGGGAUCUGAGGUUUCUUCUUCUUUGGUCAAACCGGCUCGUGGGUCAAGUUCCUCAAGCCCUUUCAAACUCUUCGAAACUUGAAUGGCUUGACUUGGAAUCAAAUUCACUAAGUGGAGAAUUGCCUUUGGAGAUUGUACAUAACAUGCCAAUGCUGCAAUUUCUCUACUUGUCAUACAACCAGUUUGUGAGCCACGAUGGUAACACUGACCUUAAACCUUUUUUUGCUUCUUUAGUAAAUUCCUCUAACUUGCAAGAACUAGAAUUGGCGGGAAAUAAUCUUGGAGGAGAGAUUCCUUCUAUUAUUGGAGAUCUCUCUACUAAUCUUGUACAGAUUCAUCUUGAUGAGAAUCUUAUUUAUGGUUUUAUUCCUCCUGAUUUUUCGAAACUUGUCAAUCUCACACUCCUGAACCUGUCUAGUAAUCUCUUGAAUGGCUCAAUCCCACCUGAACUGUGUCGAUUGGGACAUCUUGAGAGGCUUUAUUUGUCGAAUAAUUCACUCUCCGGCGAGAUUCCAUCGGCCUUUGGUGAUGUUCCCCACUUGGGUCUUCUUGACUUAUCAAUAAACAAGCUCUCUGGUUCGAUUCCAGAUAGUUUUGCCAAUCUCUCUCAGCUAAGAAGGCUCUUGCUCUACGAAAACCAGCUCUCGGGAACAAUACCACCAAGUCUAGGCAAAUGCAUCAACUUGGAGAUUCUAGACCUUUCUCACAAUAGAAUUUCAGGGAUGAUUCCAAGUGAAGUUGCAGGACUAACUAGCUUGAAACUGUACUUGAAUUUAUCUAGCAAUCACUUAAAUGGACCAAUACCACUAGAGCUGAGUAAGAUGGAUAUGGUGCUAGCAAUUGAUCUAUCAUCAAACAAUCUCUCUGGCACGAUUCCUCCACAAUUGGGGAGCUGCAUUGCUCUAGAGAACCUGAAUCUUUCCGGUAAUGUCUUGGAAGGCCCUCUUCCGGUAUCAAUAGGCCAGUUGCCUUACCUCAAAGAACUCGAUGUAUCCUUUAACCAUUUAAUUGGAGAAAUACCACAAUCUCUGCAGGCAUCUUCAAACCUUGAUCGGCUCAACUUCUCCUUCAAUAAUUUAUCUGGAAAUGUACCAACUGAGGGUGCCUUUUCGUCGCUGACCAUGGAUUCUUUCCUAGGCAAUCAUGAGCUCUGUGGUUCGAUAGAAGGCAUGCCGAAGUGCAGGAAGAAAAGGGGACACCAUUUCUUGUUCUUGCCAAUCGUACUUGCACUAUUUUCCAUUGCCACGUUUUUCAUAUUCGGGUACCCUCUAGUACUCAAGCUACAAUUCAGGAGGCAAUUGGCAGUAUUUAAUAUUGGGGACUUGGAAGGUGAAGAACAAGAAAGGAAAGAGCACAAAUACCCGGUGAUCUCUCACCGACAACUCAUUGAAGCCACCGGAGGGUUCAGAAGCUCAAGCCUAAUUGGGUCAGGUCAAUUUGGCUUUGUCUACAAGGGAGUUCUUCAAGACAACACAAGAAUAGCCGUGAAAGUAUUGGAUGCGAAGACAGCUGGAGAGGUUUCUUGCAGCUUUAAGAGAGAAUGCCAAGUCCUAAAGAGGACUAGGCACAGAAAUUUGAUAAGGAUCAUAACAAUUUGCAGCAGGCCAGACUUCAAAGCUCUUGUUUUCCCACUCAUGCCGAAUGGGAGCCUGGAAAGGCAUUUAUAUCCAUGCCACGGGUCAAGCCAUGGACUGAAUUUGAUUCAGUUGGUUAGCAUCUGUGGUGAUGUAGCUGAAGGGAUGGCUUAUUUGCACCAUUAUUCUCCGGUCAGAGUCGUGCACUGUGAUCUUAAACCGAGCAAUAUUCUGCUUGACGAUGACAUGACAGCCUUGGUAACCGAUUUUGGCAUUGCAAAGCUGGUAAAAGGCAGUGAUGAUAAUGUUUCUAAUCAUGACACAGCUUCCUACAGCUCUACAGAUGGCUUGCUGUGUGGUUCAAUCGGUUACAUUGCUCCUGAAUAUGGAAUGGGAAGGCAGGCUUCAACACAAGGAGAUGUUUACAGUUUUGGAGUACUACUGUUAGAAAUUGUGGCCGGAAAACGUCCUACAGAUGUCCUUGAUCACCAAGGUUCGAGCUUGCAUGAAUGGGUGAAGAGUCACUAUCCUUACAGGCUCGACCCCAUAGUUGAAGAAGCAAUUGCAAGGUGUGUGCCUUAUGCCACCGGGGCAUACCAUGACAAGAUAUGGCGCGAAGUGAUCUUGGAGUUGAUUGAACUUGGUCUGAUGUGCACACAGUACACUCCUUCAACUAGACCAACUAUGUUGGAUGUAGCGCAGGAGAUGGCUCGGUUAAAGCAGUAUCUUUCUAGUCCUUCCACCCAACUCAUUGAAGAUGAUUCUGCUAAAGUCAGUGCUCUCUGA